UCUCUGUCUUAGCAUAAGAUACCUAGCGACAUGGAGGAGGUCGUACUCGACAGGACCGACGAAACAAGUGUCUGUGUACAAGAUGGCGGCGCCCGGGGCCUUAACUGUCGUGAAAAUCGCCAGGAAGUAACCCGUAAACGGAAGCCGCGCGGUGUCGCAGCGAGCCGCGGAUCCCCGCUCCGAAGGAUGUGAUCCGAGGAAGAAGAAGAAGAAGGCCGAGUCCGGGCCAGAGGAGCCUUUUUCUACACUGCCACGAGGAAAUUCGGAUUAUCCAAAUUCCUCGGGCCAGUAUCCUAAUCCUCUUCGUGGCCACGCCGACGAUGGAGCCCAGGGAACGCUAUCAGGAGCUCUGCAGACUUUGCGCAUCCUACGACGCCGUCAAGAUGGACAUCUUCGGUCAAGAAGGCAAGAAUAGACAGCUCGUUGACAAAAUUCAAGCCUGUCUGCCGUUUCAGAUUGCAGAAGAUGAUCGUCUACCAAAAUGCCUCUGUUACCGGUGCAUGUACAAUUUGGAAAAUUUCUAUGAUUUUAGAACAGCAUGUGUCAAUGCAGUGGCCCUCUUGGAAAGAUGUUUACCACCCUCAGAAUUGGUUGGAGGUGUUGCGACCACCCUAACAUGUGGCAAUGAUUUACAGCUGUCAAAGAGAAAGGAAAGUAUACCAAUGUUGAUUCCAGAGGCUCCUAUUGUCAAUCCAAAUGCUGCCUUAGGCACACCGCCUAGAUUAAAUUUCGACGAGGAGGCUGACCAUGAGGCAGAAGACAUUGUUGACAACAGUGGCACGGAUGAAGCAACGCUGGUAGAUGAUUCUGAGGAUCGCCGUUCAGAGGAGUAUGAAAUGGAUAUGGAAACAAAUCCGAGUGAUUUUUUGGAAAUGACUUCGAUAGUUACGGAAGAACCCGCAGAAUCAGAGUCGCGACAUCAAGAACUUUCUAACAGCUUGCCGGAGCAUGCAUCUCAACAACAUGAAGUUUACGUUUGUUCUUUGUGUAACAAAGCAUUCAGUUCAAAGGGUCAUUUAUCUCUGCAUGCGCGCAUUCACGUUGGGGCUGGCGAUGUGAUCGGUGAAAAAGUUCUUACAGACGAUCAUACUUCCUACAAGAGACCCUAUCAGUGUGAUCUUUGUCACAAAUCUUAUUCAACUGCAAAGCAUCGUUGGGGCCAUGUUUCAACGACUCAUAGAGGCCACCCGGCAGUGACAUGCGGUUAUUGUUCCCGGAUCUACUCGACCCGUACAAAUUUGGAAGAACAUAUAAAAUCACGUCAUGCUGGUCUUCCAGCGCCCACGGAGGUUCCAGUGAACAAUUCCUAUCGUCCGGAAAAUAGAUGUCAGUGCAAUGCUUGCGGAAAGAUUUGCACGGAUCCUAUGGAAUUGAAUCUUCAUGGCAGGAUCUGCGUUGAAGAACGGAGAUUAGAUCAUUUGGGGAAAAAUGAGAGUAGAGAUAAUAAAAUCGUGGAUAGUUCCGAAGCGUCGAGUAUUGGUAGCGAUGACGACAGCAAAGAUUAUAGGAGCGUAGAAGCAAAGCUAGCUAAAAAUCCUCAAUUGACGAUCUUAAAACAAGCAUUAACGAAAGGAGACAGCCUUAAACGUGAUUUUGAAGACAAGUUCACAACGAAUUGCAAACCAAAAAAGCUACCAAAAACAGAAAAUACAGACAUGAGAAACGACAAAAAAUGGUACUGUGAAACCUGUCCUCAACUUUUCACGUCAGUUGAUGAUCUGAAAGAGCACGAAGCGAUACACAACACAGAUAAGCCAUUUGUCUGUAUUCUCUGUAAAAAAGAUUUUGCUCUCAAGUCUUCCUUAAGCAGACACAUUCAAACUUUGCACGGCGUUGACCCGUGCCCUAUCAUAGAAAGCGACAAGUGUUUGAAAAAGAUCGUUUCACGGAAUUGGAACGAAUCUAUGGAUCUCGAUUUCGAGGGCAAAGCUUCUUCCGAGUUUCCAUUAUCCCCGGAGAUAAACGCUGAAAAUGAGGAAGAGGAUCGCGAGAGCGGGCAAGAGAACCUCAUUGAAAUUGAAACGGUAUUCGUUUGCGAGAUCUGUACCCGUGAUUUCAAUGACCGCGCGUCUCUUUGGCUUCACAUUCGAGCCACUCACAAAGAAUUUGCAGCGUUCGCGUGCGGUGUUUGUUUGAAGAUCUGUGCGGACAAUACGCAACUUCUGAAUCACGUGAACAUGUAUCACGGUGGUUCAAAAUUGUUACUUUCCGAGCAGAGAAGGUACAGCUGUACGAUUUGCGGUAGACAGCACGACUCUAGAAAGAAGUUAAUCGCACACGUAUCUAUACAUAACGUAGAUCCAAAUUACGACCCUGCAACCUUCGUCCAGUUGAAUAGCAAUUACUACGGGGAAAAUAUAAACGGUAAUGAGCAUAUACUUGAUUACGAAGAAGACGGAGAUAAAGUAGAUUGUUACAUUUGUUAUAAAUCAUUUCCCAACGAGGAUCAUUUGAUACGGCAUCAAAGAAAUGCACACAGGUCUGAACAGCUAAUGUCGACAGGUGACUCUUUAAAUCCAUCCAAUUUAAAUGGCGGUGGAAACAGAGCUCAGUAUCAUCUUUUCUUUGUCUGUGAACUUUGUGGUAGCUCGCAUCCCAGUAAAUGGGAACGUUGGUUACACGUCAGCUCUUCCCACUGCAACGAGCCAGCUAUAAAAUGCGACCGUGAAGAUUGUGGUAAAAUCUUUGCUACGAAGUCGCUUAGAAACGAUCACAUUCAGCAUCAUGCGAUCCAGGGCUCGUCUCCGAAUACUUGCGAGAUUUGUGGUAAACUUUGGGGCAGCAGAGUCGAUUACUGGAAACACGUUAUGGGUGUUCAUUCGGACACGGUUCCGUUGAUAUGUGGCGUGUGCCUGAAAGUGUUCCCGAACGUGUUACAAUUAAGUACUCACGUGAAAUCGAAACAUUGGCCGUUGACGAACGGCGAUUUUAGUUGCGAUAUAUGCGGAAGGCCGUACUCGAACAAAUCGAAAAUGUCCAGACAUAGAAAAAUUCACGGUUUCGAGGAAGCUUGCAACAACGGAAUGGAAAAUAACGACCAUAAAGCAGAUGGACGGAUCAGGGAGACAGAAUUAAAUUGCGAGCUCUGUGCGGAUUUGAAAUUCACUAGUUUAGAGAAAUUAUGUAAUCAUAGACGAAUCGUUCAUGGACUUUUCCCUUGCGAUCUUUGUAAUAAAUGCUACGGGAGAACAUCACACUUAUGGAAACACGUGAAUAGGGUUCAUAAAGGUCACGAGGAUGUGACGUGUCCUUACUGCUUGAAAACUAGCGCUUCGAAGGAUCACUUGGCAGCCCAUAUUUCAAAAAUUCAUAGAUACGAACCUGACUCUAGAAAAGAUGGGAAAAAUAAUAGGCAAUUUAAAACCGAGGAAGUCAGUUUACAUUAUUGCGAAAAAUGUAAUAAGGGAUUUCAUAAACGGUACCUUUUGCGUAGACAUAUGAAAGGAUGUCAGAAUUAUAGAAAAGAUCCUGGAGCAUUACUGACAAGAUGCAGAGCCUGCGAAAGAAUAUUUAAGGAUCGUGCCAGUUUACAAAAGCAUAUUGAGAAUCACCAUAGUACAUAUACAUGUCAUCUUUGCAAUGAAACCAUCACCUCAAAAUUGGGCAUCAUGACACACAAUAGAGUGAAACAUAUGGAUCAUCCGGAUUUAACUUGUAAUUUUGGAGUUUGUAGAAAGUUGUUCAGAACAAAGGAAGAUUUAGAAGCCCAUAGGAAAGAUCACAGGUAUCAUACGAACCCCAAUGUCUGUGACUUUUGUGGCGACACGGUUGAGAAUAAACUGAAAUUAAAGAUGCACGUGUUGUCGCUCCACCGUAAUGAAAUUGGCGUUUCUUGCGGAGUAUGUUUGAUCCCGAUGAAGGAUCCCAAAGAGCUUAAAAGUCAUGUGGAGGAAGUUCAUUCCAGUGUUCUUUCAAGACCAAACACCUGUCAGGUCUGUGGGAAACAAUAUGCUUCAAAAUGGAAAGCUUUUGAUCAUACUAAAAAAUGUCACGGGAAAGUAUUCCGGACUUGUAAACAGUGUUUAGCUGUUUUUACGGAAGAUUCCGCUAUUAGAGAUCAUUAUGAAAUGGUACAUAACGUUCCAAAAGAUCAGCUUGCUGCAUUUGAAUAUAGAUUGGACAUUGGAUCGAAGAACGAAGAUUUUGAAAUGGAAUCUCCUGACAUUAUUGUCAAAGAGGAGCCAGAUGAUCUAGAGUACGAUGUAGAUCUUUGCGACGAGGAUUCCAGUGAUUCAAAACGGAGAAGAUCUUUAACGGACACCUUUGAUUGCGAAAUGUGUCCGGAAAUGUUUAUAAACAGUGACGCCCUUUCGAAACACUAUCGUAAUAUGCACAAUACUGAUCCAGAAAGAAUGUUCAAGAGAUUAAAGCAAGAGGAACAGAGAAGGAUGCGAGGAAAAAUGAGUUUUGUUUGCAAGAAUUGUAAGAGACAAUUCUGUACGAAAACACUGUACUGGAGCCAUGUGGCGACCUGCAGAAGAAAUAUUUUGCGAAAAGAAGUAGAACUUUUGCCUCUGCGAAAUGAUAUUUUGGAUAAUCGGGAAGAAAUUUUGAAAAAUAAUAAUCAGAUUAAAAAGGAAGAGCCUACGUCGAAUUUGAAUAUUCCUGACUUCAAUCUUUUCGAAGAUAUAAAUCUUCAGUUGUCAGGUCAGAGACCACUUCCAAAUCUCAUGCCGCUUUCUCAGAGGGUGAAACCCUCGAUAAAGUGUUCGAGGAAGGACUCGAGAAAAGUUUACGAUGAAUCGACGAAUACAGAAUGUGCCUGCGAAGUGUGUGGAAAACAGUGGCCAGCGAAGAAACAUUUAUGGCAACAUUUAAUUCGCUUUCAUCGAGCAGAGGCUGCGGUUACUUGCGGAGUGUGUCUGAAACUUUGCAAAGAUUACGAUGAUUUAGCAGAGCAUUUGAAAGCCACGCACGAAGCAAUCCUAUCAUGCGAGGGGAACAAUUUUACGUGUAAAACGUGUGGCAGGUAUCAUAAUGCACGCAGUAAGCUAUUACUGCAUACGAGUAUCCACAUUGGGCAUUCGAGUAAUGGAACUUCGUGUCCAAAAUGCCACAAAAAUAUUACCGACGAAACUGAUCAUCCUAAUACCUGUUCUGGCAAGACAGAAGAGGAAGAGGAUGAGGAGGAAGAAGAGGAAGAGGAACAUUUGAAGAACGAGCAAAAACCGGAAGGAAGCCUAAUAGCGGACGAUGCGAUAAUUGAGGAAGUAGAGGAAGGAGACUUUGAAUCUGAAGCUGAAGAAGUAGACACGGAAGAAUCGGACAGUGGCAGUAGUACCGAAGGCGAAGAGGAAAACGAUUCCGAAGGUGAAUCCAGAGCCACUGGGGAAAUCACUUACAAUUCAGAGAGCGAAGAUUCUGAAGAAUUAGAUAAUUUAGAAAUGGAGGAAAAGGACAUACAGUGUUUCGCUAUAGAACAUCUUCAAGAAACCAAAGACACAGAAACAGGGAAAAAUGACGCGGAUCUGUCGGAUGACGACGGGCCUCCAAUUCUCAGUCCCAUAAUGCCCAUCCUUCAAGAAAACAUAUCCGAGGAACAGUCGGGAGGACACAAACUCGACACAAUAGUAACUCCGGCUGAGAAAAGAAUAGAAUUAUGUAAUUCGUCGGAAAUUCGAAAUCAGUCUUCUCCAAAGUCAGUGAAUUUCUAUGGGAAAAGCAUGUCUGCUGAUGAACCUUUGACCUUUGAGUCCGAAACAUUUAUAAAUCAAAGCGAUGAAGACUUUGAAGACACAAAACACGAAUAUGACGAAAAUUCUAUUGAAGAAAAUAAGGAUCACGAUGAAAUUGAAGAGAAUGAAGAGAAUGAAGAGAAUGAAGAGAAUGAAGAAAAUGAAGAGAACGAAGAAAAUGAAGAGAAUGAAGAAAAUGAGGAAAACGAGGAAAACGAAGAAAAUGAGGAGAAUGAGAGCAACGAGGUAAACGAAGAAAUCGAAGAUAAUGAUGAGAGUAAUGAGAUGGAGGAAAAUGCAGAUAACGAGGAGAGCGAAGAUAGUGAAAAUGAAGAGAUCGAGGAGAGCGGCGAAGAUAGUGAAAAUGAAGAGGAGGAUAAAGAAGAAACAAUGCAGUUGGAUGAUUUGGAAGGUGCGGUUUUGAUGAUGACCGAAGGAAAUCAAAUACUGAUUCAACAGAAUGUGUUAGAUGACGAUAACGAAAAUACAAAUCAGGAGUACGUUUAUUCUGCGUUCGCGUACAGUUCGGAGGAGGACAGUGAUGAUGCAAGGAAGUGAGUGCCAAAUUGUGAUUAAUUAACUUGAAACAAAUACGAGGUGAGGAACGGUGUUAGAUGUUUCAGUUAUCAAGAAUACGUGGAGAUAGGAAAAUCGAGAGAAACUUGUGCUGAAAAUCAAUUUUUAAACGUCGACUAUUCAAAUUUCAAAUCGGCUGGGAUGCGAAAAACUUUGAACUCUACGGAAACGUCCAAGUGUUGAACAUGAAUUGUAAAAAUCUUAAGAACUAUUUAUGUAUAUAUUUACAAAAAUUACAUAUACUUUCGACGCAAGGAUUAGUGUUGUACUUGAUCCACAAGUAAGGUUACUCACAAUAUGUCCACGUAUUCUUAAAACGUAUCGAAGGUAAUCGGGAAUUUGUAUUGCUUUAUUCUGUAUAAAAAAAACACACACACACACACACAGAGAUCAACUAUUACGUGAUAUGUACCUUGAAAUUUACGAAAAUUCAUGCGAAUGUUGCAAGAACUUGUAAAUAUGUUGAAUUAAGUGGUAAAAUUAGCUUUCGCAAAUCUUCUGGUAGGGGAUCGUUCUUCUUUCAUUAUUUCGAAAUAGCUAGAAAGAGGGAUUAUCAGUGACACGUGUAAUAGCGAUAUUGUAGAAUUCUAUAGAGAUAUCAAUGAAUUUAACGUAGGAUGAUAUGGGAAUGGACUAAACAUUCAUCCAAUGGACACAAAGGGAUUGGAUGAGGGCUUGAAGUAGAGUAAAACCGACCAAAAUCAGUGUGAUGUAAUAGAAGAACAUCCUCUAAGCACCUGGGUCACAGGGAUGGCAAACUCUUCCAAUGUGUUUGGGUAGAUUGCUUUCUGCGGAUAUAAGACCACUUUCCUUCAAGACGAAACUUUACAAAUUGCAGAAGGAUUAGCACCUUUUAACAAGAUAUCAUUUCGAUUGCAAAUGACUUGUGCUAAUUAAAUGAAUCAAGAAAAUCAUGCGUAUCGAUUUUUAAAUAAUUAAUUACGAAUAAAAAAAAGAAAUGAUUUACGCGCACCUUGUUAGUUAAUCGUGCGAAGUUCGAUCCGCCAUCCCUUGCCUUAGGAAAUUUAUUUAAGUUUUUACAGAUUUCGACUCUCGCAAGCGCAGAUCCGAUUCGACCUCAAAUUAUUUUUGAGGUAAAUCGAUCGGUAUCGAUAUCUAAUUUUCAAAAUUUUUUCUAUAAAUGUUUCCAAGCGAAAAUAGUACAAAGAUAGCAAUAUUGCAGAAUUAUCGUAAUGUUAGAUAAAUAA
Molecule: messenger RNA, 7459 nt
Organism: Colletes gigas
Lineage: Eukaryota; Metazoa; Arthropoda; Insecta; Hymenoptera; Colletidae
Product: zinc finger protein Xfin-like
Exons: 14
Coding region: 321-6233 (1970 amino acids)
Cellular component (GO): nucleus
Molecular function (GO): zinc ion binding
Source: RefSeq, a predicted model, not a curated record